This is a messenger RNA of Haliotis rubra (blacklip abalone), 2871 nucleotides long. RefSeq lists its product as uncharacterized. Bases 151 to 2871 code for a protein of 906 amino acids. Gene Ontology annotation, molecular function: GTP binding. The transcript has 8 exons. The record is from RefSeq and is a predicted model, not a curated record. NCBI's taxonomy places the organism in Eukaryota, Metazoa, Mollusca, Gastropoda, Lepetellida, Haliotidae.
GACGCGAGGAGACGCUAUGUCCUGUACUCCGUGUACAGUGGGGAUAGACCAUGGCGUCUGUGCAGUGAUCGUGUACUGUCUCAAGGGGAAACUGUUUGAGCCACACUGUGGUAACAGGUCUUGCAUACGAAGAUGAACUGUUGAGACACGAUGGCGGAUUCGGAGCAGCAUGAAACUACAGAAGGGGACAGAGACUGUUCACAAACUGAUACAGUAGUGGAAGAGCAGUCUGAUGUCCCAAGUGUGUCCUCUGCUCUUGUCAGUGACGUGACCACACCAAAACAGGUUGUCGGCAGCAGUGGAGCCCAGGGAUCAGUGCCAGCCCCCAAAGAUGACUCUACAGUGCCCAAACAGGUUGAAGAUACUGGAGGAAGUAUACCCAGUCCCAUAUGUGGCACAGAUGACCAGACUCAAGCACUGCCAAGAGCAACGAACGUCUCCGCUAUUCCCCAAUCACCCAAGAGCAUUUACAUGGUUGGAUGCACAAAUAUUCAGCUUGAACUAGUCACAGGUUUGGGAGGAACGAACCAGCAGGCCAUAACAACACCCGAGUACAGACCAAACUGUGUUCUGACUGAAGGGGAACCGCUCAACAUUGUGCUUGUUGGUAAAACGGGUAAUGGAAAAAGUGCCACAGGAAAUACAAUUUUCGGGAAACAUCAACUUUUCAAGUCUUCACCUGGCACAAAAUCUCAGACAAAGACGUGCCAACUUGAACAUGGACUUGUAGCAGGACGAGAAAUAUAUCUGGUUGAUACACCCGGUAAUAUGGAUACAAGGCAUCCGAAAGAAUGCUUGCAGGCGAUUGGUUCUGCUAUUUAUAUGUGUCCAGAUGGGUAUGAUGCUGUACUACUCAUUCUAAGAUUUGGCAAUCGUAUGACAGAGGAAGAAAGAAAUGCUGUUCGUGAAAUACGAAAGCUCUUUGGGCAAGACAUAUUCUCCAAAUAUGUUGUGAUAGUGUUCACAUAUGGCGAUAAUUAUGACAGUGAAGAACCAUUUGGAGACUUUAUAUUUGAAGAUGCUGACGGUUUCUUACAGAAUCUGAUCACUGAAUGCAAACACCGGGUUGUACUGUUCAACAAUAGAUUCAAAUACGCUGAGGCUGAAUUGGAAUCGUUCCAUCAGGUGUCAAAACUUAUGGAAAUCAUUGACCAGCUCUGGAGAUGCAACAAUGGCAUAAAGUACAAUAAUGACUUUUUUAAAGAUGCCAAGGCGUUGCAUUUGGGAAUAGAGGAAACUGACAAGUCUUUGUGGGAGCAGUUGUAUAAAGAACAGGCAGAGCUUGAUGAACAAUUGCAGACUGACCAAAAAGCCAAGCUUAAGAAAGGAGAGACUGAGAACUUUAAUAAAAUGAAAGAGAUCAAAGAGCAACAGUUUUUAAAAGUUGAACACUUUGGGUGGAAGUUGAAUGAUAUCAUAAAGAAAGAACAAGAUGAAUCUGAAACAAAGUUGAGGGGUGUACUGUCGAUGCACAUUGAACAAUGGCAAAAGGCUUGGGUACAGGAAGUUGAAGAUAUUUGUGAAAACAAUGAACGAAAGUUUUCUGCAUUACUGGAGAAAGACCAAGAACUGAAGUUAGAACUGGACACAGACAAUGACAUGAGAACUUCAGAAGAAGAACUAACAGCAUUAUUUGCUUCAAGCGCUCACAGUGAUGGAAACUUGAAAGAAUGUUGGAACGAAUUCCGGGAGAAAGUAAAUGAAAAGAAGAAAUCCAGCAUGAUGAUGUGGGAAAGUAAGGUACACGAGGUGUUUGGCAAAAAGGUUAAAGGACUAAGGGGAUUUACAAAGAAUACAGUUUCAGAAUUAGAGAAUGAGUGGUUACAGGAUAUGGAACAGAGAAGUGCUGAACACCUUUUAGACACUGAUAAGCUCAUUUCUGAAAAGAAAGAAGGUGUCUUGGAGAGAGUGAAGGCCAUGUUUGAGGCCAAAACACACCUGGAUAACUGGAGGGACGAAAUGGAUACUGUCCAGGAUGGCGAGGAGCUACAAUGCAGAAACAGCAUUACUGAUAUUCUCUCUGAAAGAAAAGGACGAAUUGAAGAAAUGAUCAAUGAGAUACGUAAACGGAAUGAAGAAGAAUGGCAGAAAAAGCUUGAUGCUAUAUGGAGUGACAAGUACAAAGAAAUGCAAAAGUCAUUGGUUCAAGAGAAAUAUUACCGAGAAGAAAAGUGGAAGCUCGACACACAAAAAGAAAUUGGAUCAUAUUUGACUGAGAUACAGGCUAGGUUCAAGAGAGAAGUGAAGACUAGACAGAUUGAUGACAUAAUGACCCCGGUCCAACAGAAAAUGACAUGUGAUCGGGAGCUUCUACUUCAAAGGCUAUCAGACACAUUGACAAGCGGAAGCAAAACGUAUGAAGAAAAAUGGUAUGAAACCACUGGAAGCCAGACUCUUCUUUCAAUGAAUCUGAAGAGUGAGGAUCGAUUGCAGCAGUCUAUGAUGCAGAACACACUGGAACAAAGACACAUAUCCAUGAACAGAUGGAGAAAUACAGCAAGGACCACUACUGAGUGUCAGACAAGAAAAUUUAAACAAUGUUUGAAUAACAUAUACUGUGACUCCAACAGAAAGUGGACACAAGCGUUGAAAGAAACAUUAUUGACCCAAAGUCAGUCAUGGAAACAAAAACUGCGCCAGGUAAAUCAAGAAUAUGAUGAAGUUAUGAAGAGACAGAUUGAUGAAACGCUCAAAAAGAAACUUUUAAAGCGGAAUGAAUUGCUACAUGACUUCACUGAAUAUGAAGAACAAUGGAAAUCUAACCUUGAACAUAUCAGGUAUGAAUUUGAAACCAAAUGGAAAGAAAUGAUUAAACCACUUUCCAGAAAUGUUGAUUUCAGGAUCAGCGAAGGAGGAUAUAAUCAGGGUUAA